Molecule: messenger RNA, 5269 nt
Organism: Lutzomyia longipalpis
Lineage: Eukaryota; Metazoa; Arthropoda; Insecta; Diptera; Psychodidae
Gene: Hipk
Product: homeodomain-interacting protein kinase 2
Exons: 8
Coding region: 1094-4963 (1289 amino acids)
Biological process (GO): peptidyl-serine phosphorylation; peptidyl-threonine phosphorylation
Cellular component (GO): nucleus; cytoplasm
Molecular function (GO): ATP binding; protein tyrosine kinase activity; protein serine/threonine kinase activity
Source: RefSeq, a predicted model, not a curated record
CUUAGCUUUCGAAUUUUGUUCGAUGUGAUGUGCGGACAAAGCAAAUGGCGAGGUACCAAAAAUUCCGUACAAAAUUGUUUGUUCACAAUCGCUAAUUAAAACUAACUAAAAUAGCAUAAAAGAGUGUUGUAGUUCAUAGUUGGUAUUCAUUGUGUGAAAAUUCAUUAAUUAAUAGCGUAGAAAUGUACGAGAAGAUGUGAAAUUCAAGGAAAAUUUUCCACCACGGUGCAAAUUUUACUACUGAAGAAAAAAAUGAAUCAUUGAGAGAAAAAAAAGGAGCAAGAAAAACGAAUGUGCGAAAGAAAAUAAUCGAGAUGUGACGUUUCAAAUAAUUUCUCAGUGUAAUUUUUGCUUUGCUGCAAAUGGAGAAAGCAAAAGCAAUAAAUAGGAGAGCAUAAUGUAUACCUAGUGAAAAAUUUUAAUAUAUAUUUAAAAAUAGUUUAUAUAAAUAAUUCUGCCCUAAUUUUAUAUAUAUUUAUAUGGUGUGCGUGUAUUUUUUUUAACCACAUUUUUAAAUGUGUGGUAUUUAGAAUUAUAUAUCUACGUAUAUAUUAUUUUUCAUUCAGUGAAGAAUUUAUGGAAAAUCACCUGCAUUGUAGAGGUUUUUUUGUGUGAAACAACAAUAAAAUGAAAUAAAAGAAUUUUCAGACAUCGAUCGAACAAGAAAAUCCUUAUAUUACUACGCUGAAGCCUUUUUUUAGCAUUGCUCUUUGAAACAUAUUGCGUUGUAGAUUUUUUUCCUUUAACCUUUUCUACAAAAAAAAAGUUUAUUUCACUUAAUAAUUACAACAAGAAAAUAAUCUCUAAAAAAACAAAAGUUCCGAAUUUAAUUUUACAUUAUUUAAUAAAAAAAAAUUUUCUUUCAAAAUUGAAGAAGAAAAAAAAUGAAAACCUACUAAAGAGGGGACCAGAACACAAAAAAAAGAAAAAUCAUACAUCUUAAAAUCAGUGUGUGGUACAUAAUUUUAUAACAUAAAUGUAAAAAUAAAUGCGGGAAUGUGUAUGCAAUGUGAAAGUGUGAAUACAAAGAGAGAACUAAAACUUAGUAAAAGACGAAGAGGAAAAAUUUAGACAAAUUCACGCGUCUACACAAAUGAAAACGUCGCAUUUUUCGACCAACUACGACUUCCCGAGUCGCCCUUUUAUUCAGGGAGCAUCAACAACAAUUUGUCACCAAUCAAGCGGGCAAAUUCACACGCAAGACAAGGAAUACUACCAAAGUGGCAGCGGUGAAGGCGGCGAUUAUCCAUCAUCAUCGUCAGGCUUUCAUCUUACCACCAAAUACCAUCAUUCAUCGUCCUCCCAGCAACACCAACAGCAACAACAACAACACUAUGAUAACGAUUGCUCCAUAGUUAGCACGGCGAGGAUCAUCGCAAGCAAUCACCCAUCAUCUGCUUCCGCUAAUUCAUACGGCGGUGGUCCAAAUCAUUUGGAAGCAAAUAACAAAUAUGAGGUAGCGGCCAAUGAGGCCCGAAAUCCCCUUAGUACAAGUGCAGGAGAUACUGUAGAAGCCACGGGGGAAUAUCACGUAAUUAAGAACGCAAUCAAUAAAAAUCAGCAGAAAGGAGCAAAGAGAAAACGAGAACCAGCUGAGUGCGAUUGCGGUUGUGUUGACUCAACAAUUGUUAGUAGUACGUCGGGGCCGCUUAGUGCUGCCCCAUCGACCAGCUCAAAAACGGCACACACUAAAGUUGCAAAUUCUGGGGGUCAUGCAACAACGCAGGCCCCCAAUAAACGUUCCAGCAGCGGCGCUGACGGUGACUAUCAAUUGGUUCAGCAUGAAGUUUUGUAUUCGCUAUCAGCACAAUAUGAGGUGCUGGAGUUUCUUGGACGUGGUACUUUUGGACAAGUAGUUAAAUGCUGGAAGAAAGGGACGAGUGAAAUUGUUGCAAUUAAAAUCCUCAAGAAUCACCCAUCGUAUGCGAGACAAGGGCAAAUUGAAGUUUCCAUUUUAUCCCGCCUAAGCCAGGAGAAUGCCGAUGAAUUCAACUUUGUGCGGGCAUUUGAGUGCUUUCAGCACAAAAACCAUACAUGUUUGGUUUUUGAAAUGCUGGAGCAGAAUUUAUAUGACUUCUUGAAGCAUAACAAAUUUUCACCUCUGCCACUGAAAUACAUUAGACCAAUACUUCAGCAGGUUUUGACGGCCCUAUUGAAAUUAAAACAACUGGGACUGAUUCACGCUGAUCUUAAACCAGAAAAUAUUAUGCUCGUGGAUCCAGUGCGUCAACCUUACAGGGUGAAAGUUAUUGACUUUGGCAGUGCAUCGCAUGUAAGUAAAACAGUGUGCAACACGUACUUACAAUCGCGCUACUAUCGAGCACCGGAAAUUAUUCUGGGAUUGCCAUUUUGCGAGGCAAUUGACAUGUGGUCCCUUGGAUGUGUGGUAGCUGAGCUAUUUCUUGGUUGGCCUUUGUAUCCUGGUUCAUCGGAAUAUGAUCAAAUUAGGUACAUAUCGCAAACACAAGGUCUGCCGACUGAACACAUGCUCAACAGUGCUAGCAAGACGGCAAAAUUCUUCUAUCGUGAUGUGGACUCAACGUAUCCUUUCUGGCGUUUAAAGACACCUGAAGAACACGAAGCUGAAACGAAUACACGGAGUAAAGAAGCAAGAAAGUAUAUCUUCAACUGCUUGGAUGAUAUUGGUCAAGUGAAUGUACCCACGGAUUUGGAGGGUGGACAACUACUCGCAGAAAAGACAGAUAGAAGGGAAUUUAUUGAUUUACUGAAGAGGAUGCUAACAAUUGAUCAGGAGCGUCGUAUUACACCGGCUGAAGCUCUUAAUCACGCCUUUACUACACUCACACACCUUGUGGAUUAUGCUCACUGUAACAAUGUUAAGGCAUCAGUGCAGAUGAUGGAAGUGUGUCGUCGUAGUGAUUUUCAUACGGUUCAACCGGCACAGACUCUUGUCACAAAUUUUGUACCUAAUACAACGGAAAAUAUGACUUUUACCAUUAAUAACCAAUUAACAAGUCAAGUGCAGCGUUUAGUCCGUGAACGUCCUACCACAUAUGACAAUCUCUAUCAAAUUUAUGGAGGUCGAACUGUAGGUCGGCAGUAUGCUAGUGGACGUACAGAUGCUUUCCAACAUCAACUGGUAUCAAGUAUUCUCUGUCCACCUGGGUAUCAGGCAAUGCCCAGUCCAACGAAGCAUGUUGUAGUUGGUGGAACUGCUAUGCAACCACCGCUGCAGAUAACAUCGCAGCAGUAUGUUAAUGUACCAGUACCUGUAUCAAUGGUGGAACCAUCGUCGGGUCAGCGAAUGCUCCUCACGAAUGCCGUGCAAACUAAUAGCGUAGCAUGGCCGCAGAGUGGGCGUCAAGUAGCAUUGGUACCAUCUUGGCCGCAACAGGGUGCACCACACUCUCUCAUUGUGGAUCCAGCACCUUUCCUCAAUGUUGAAGAGAUCUAUCCCAAGCACCAUCUGAGUCUGCAGCGGCAUGAACCGAAAAAGGAAUCACCUUUGCAGCAUCUCGUUGUACCGCGACAUGAUAAAAAGGAAACAAAUCAAUUGUCUCCAGUUAAGAAGCGCGUGAAAGAGAGUACCCCACCACAUCAGCAACGCUACAAUCGUACCCACAUUUCGCCACAAUAUCACCACAGUUCGCAUCAUUUCUAUGGUUCAAGUGGCACCAAUGGUAGUGGGAACAUCCAACAGCCAUUGAUAUCAUUGCAAGAGCAACAAACAGUUAUGCCAGCAUCUGUGGGUCAUCAUGCUGAAGUUGUGAGCGGUAGUCACGGUGGUAGCCAUCACCACCAUAGUAGCAGCAAUCACCACAGCCAUCACAACCACCAUGGGCACACAAAUAGUGGUCAAAGUGGGAAUGCAGCGUACGUUAGUGGUGUUGGUAAUUCCGUGGCGAAGCAGCAAACAAUAACAAUUCACGAUACACCUUCACCCACGGCAAUUAUAACAAUUUCCGACAGUGAAGAUGAGAGCCCCGAAGUACACCAGACUCCAUGUAAAAAUACAACUCGCAGUCACAACUCCUCAUCGUCAUCGUGUCGCUCCAAUCACCCCAGCAAUGUAUCAAAUAAUCAAAAUGUCGGCACAAUGACAAACUCCUCGUCAUCGUCAUCGGUAAAUUCAUCCAAUAGGAAUCGCAAGAAUGUCAUUUCUUGCGUAACAGUGGGCGACAGUGACAAUGAGGAGAGAGCACGAAGCCCCAAAGUAAUACAGCAAAACUUAACUCAUCAUACAAGUAAAGCCACCACAGCAUCAUCUGGUCAUCACCACACGCAUGCACAGCCUGUGCAACAAGGAUCAAAUCACACGAGUGAGCAGAGACACAAAUCUUCACAGUCAUCCAGUUCAUCUGUUAAAUAUGAACCACAUGCAGUUCAAUCACAGAAAAAGCGUCUUCUUGCAAUGGCGCAAAAUGAAUGUUUCCUCCAAACUUCAUCAUCAUCGUCAAAUCAAUUGCAUGUCCCGAAGCAAGAACCAACGGAAUUUACGUAUGAUUACACACAAGUUGAUAAGAGGGCAUCAUGGGCACCACCGGCACAUCACAAUCACCACAAGAGAGAUACAGCACCGUAUAUGUCUUCGCAGCAUCCACCACCAAUGGCGCAUACGAAAAAUUCAUCAACUGCCGUGGCUGCUGUAGCUGCUGCAUCAUGGGGUGCACCAGUCUAUCGGCAGCAACAUCAAUCAGCCAAUACACCCCUGGGUAGUUCCCCUGGGGGCCUUAUGCAGCAAGAUAUUUAUGCACAAAGUGAUAUUUAUCGGCGCCCCACUGUUUUUGUUUCACAAGCCCCAUACCAAACGUAUAAUAGAGUUGUACCCCCACCAGCUCACAAUGGCUCCAGCCGACAGGUAAAUAACAAUCUUCAUAGCAUUAAAAAAUAUACUCAUUUAAUCUUCCUUGCAGGUUCUGCCAUCUCAUCCAUUGCCUGCUCACAUUCAGUUUCCGGCGCAGUACAGUCAAUUUGGUCCACUGAGUCCUGCUCAGGUAGCUAAUAAGCAUGGACACUAUCAAACUGCUAAUUUGUGGUUUGGUGAAUAAACAAACUUUGUCUCUUUUUUUUUAACUAAUUUGUAAUUUUUGUAUAAACAAUGAAUUUUUUUUCACAAAAUCAAAGCUUAGGACAAAAUAUUAAAUGGAUACAAACAAGAAAAAAAAGAAAAGAAUGUAAUAUUAUGUGUUCUUAUGUAUGUUCACAGAAUCUAAUUGAAAUUGUGUGAGUUUAUGUGAAUAUACCUUCAUAUAUAAACAAUGAUAAAUUAAAAAAUAUAUAUACAAAUAAAUAUAUAUUUGCAACACUA